AGUUACCUCCCUCAAGAGAGGAAAAGGGAAAAAGAACACAGAGAGCACAACUAAGCGCGGGAAAGACAACUGCUGCAAACGGCAGCACACUUGUAUGCGAGAAACAGAAGAAAGAAGAAAACCCUAGUCCCUUUGAACUUCAAUUUUGUAUUCAGAGAGAUGGAAGAGAGAAGGGAAUUUCCGGCAUUUCCGUACGAACCCUAUUCCAUUCAGCUUGAUUUCAUGAACGCCCUUUACCAAUCCCUCAAUAAAGGCGGCGUUGCCAUGCUCGAAAGCCCCACUGGGACUGGUAAAACGCUUAGUAUAAUUUGCAGUGCUCUUCAAUGGCUUGUUGAUAAAAAGCAACAUCAGAAAACCCAGAUGGAUUCUUCUUUGAAUUUAGGUGGGAAUCAGGAAGAUCAGUUGGGGGUUGAUGAUGAACCAGAUUGGAUGAGGGACUUUGUCAUUAACAAAGAUACCAAAUCGCCUGAGAAGAAGACAAAGGAAAAGAAGCAAAUGGGGUUCAACAAAAAAAUUGAUAGGAAAGGAAAAAGGGACAAUGUGAGAGAUUUAAUUACUAACGGGGGUGGGAAGGAUGAAGAAACUGACACUGAAAAGGUAAAGAAUUUACUGACAAAACAUGAGGUUGAGGGAAUGGAUGAAGAGGAGUUUUUGGUUGAAGAGUAUGAGAGUGAAGAUGAAAAUGGAGGGCGAUCGAAAAGGAAGGGUGGUGGGGUGCCGGUUAAUUCCUCGAGUGAGGAAGAAAAAGAUGAAGAUAACAUGGAAGAUGAAGAGGAUGAGGCUAGACCCAAAAUUUACUUCUGUAGCCGGACACAUUCACAACUUUCACAGUUCGUAAAGGAGUUAAGGAAGACUAGAUUUGCUGAUGAAGUAAAGGUUGUAUGCUUAGGAUCUAGGAAGAAUUUCUGCAUUAAUAAAGAUGUAUUGAAGUUAGGCAGCUCCACCCAGAUAAAUGAGAAAUGUUUGGAGCUUCAAAAAAGUAGGAAGAAGGAAAUUUCUAAAAUAUCAAAGACAAAGAACAUCAGAGCUUGUGGCAGAGCAGGAAGGUCCAAGACUUCCUCAGGAUGCCCAAUGCUUAGGAAUCAGAAAAGAGGAAAAGAAUUUCGAAGUGAGGUUUCUCAACAAGGGCCCUUGGAUAUUGAGGAUCUUGUUCAGAUUGGAAAUGACUUAAAAAUUUGCCCUUACUAUGGCUCAAGAAGCAUGGUCCACACAGCAGAUCUUGUGGUUCUUCCUUAUCAAUCGCUUCUUUCAAAAUCAUCGCGUGAAUCACUUGGUUUAAGUUUAAAAGAUAGUGUUGUUGUCAUAGACGAAGCUCAUAAUUUAGCUGAUUCUCUCGUCAGCAUGUACAACGCAAAAAUUACACUGUCACAGUUGGAACUUGUGCAUUCACACUUGGAGAGUUACUUCAUACGCUUUCGCAAUCUGCUAGGGCCAGGCAACCGAAGAUAUAUUCAAAUAAUGAUGGUCCUUACUCGGGCUUUUCUACAAGUUCUGCGUGAUGAGAACUGUCAAAGCACCUUUGACCCCCUUUGUAAUGCUGAGCGAAGUAAAAGUGGCUUUGAGUCAUCCACGGCGAUAAACGAGUUUCUAUUUGCCCUCAAUAUUGACAACAUAAAUCUGUAUAAGCUCUUGUUGUAUAUAGAAGAAAGCAAUAUUAUGCACAAGGUAUGUGGAUAUGGACAUAAAUUAGCACUCUCCGUAGAAGUUUCAGGAUUGAAAAAUGACGAUCAAAGCAGUCAUGAUGAAAGUGCAUUAUCUGGUUUCCAAGCAUUAGUUAACAUGUUACUGUCACUAACAAAUAAAGAUGGUGAUGGAAGAAUAAUAAUAUCAAGGCCAAGGCCAAAAUGCUCAAUGCAACAAGGAGGGUAUUUGAAAUAUGUCAUGCUCACAGGAGAAAAGAUAUUUUCUGAGAUCUUGAAUCAAGCUCAUGCUGUCAUAUUUGCUGGCGGGACUUUGCAACCUAUAGAGGAAACAAAAGAACGCCUGUUUCCUUGGUUACCACCGGAUCAGUUGCAUUUCUUUUCCUGUGGUCAUAUCAUCCCAUCUGCAAACAUUCUACCAGUUGUUGUUCCUCAGGGGCCUUCUGGCCACUCCUUUGAUUUUAGUUACAGCGCCAGAAGCUCAUCAGUCAUGAUAAAAGAACUAGGGCUUUUGGUCUCCAAUUUGGUAAAUGUAGUUCCUGAAGGCAUGGUUCUUUUCUUCUCAUCAUUUGACUACGAAGGCCAGGUCUAUGAUGCAUGGAAGGAGUCGGGCAUCAUUGGAAGAAUUAUGAAAAAGAAGCGUAUAUUUAGAGAACCUAGAAGAAGUACAGAUGUGGAAACUGUUUUGAAGGAAUACAAGGAAACAAUUGAUGCACUGUCCCAUAGAAGUUCUAAGCGGGAUCCUGAAUCAAGAAAUGGUGCAAUUCUCCUUGCUAUUGUGGGUGGGAAAGUAUCAGAAGGUAUCAACUUCAGCGAUGGGAUGGGUCGAUGUAUAGUCAUGGUUGGAUUGCCCUAUCCUAGUCCUGCUGACAUCGAGUUGAUGGAGAGGAUCAAACAUAUUGAAGGAUUUGAUACUUCUAGUGGUAAGAACACCAAAUUUCAGGCUGAAAGAAGCUGGUAUAAUGGAGAUGCUCAAGCUGGGCUGGACAUCCUAAAAAGCUGCAAGCAUAGAGGGAAGCAGUAUUAUGAGAAUCUUUGCAUGAAAGCUGUGAAUCAAUCAAUUGGUAGAGCAAUUCGGCAUAUUAACGACUAUGCUGCCAUCCUAUUAGUUGAUAAACGCUAUACAUAUGAUCCUUCUGAAAGAAGCUCCUCACAGUCAACCAACAAGCUGCCCCAGUGGAUUAAAGGUCGGCUUGUUUCUGGAACAAAGAAUUAUGGAGAACUCCAGAGGCUGCUGCAUCAAUUCUUCAAGUUCCACAAAGGCAAAGAGGAUAACCAGUAAGAGGUCAUGGCCUAAAUCGCAGACCUCAUGAAUUAAUGUAUCGGUAUCAACAAAAAUUGAGAUGCACUAAUUUUGGGAUGUACAGCAAUGAUAAAUUAUAUAUUGAAUUAAUCUGCCAAAUCAUUUUCAUGAUUGUUGUAUAUGUUUAACUGAAUUCCAGCGUGUACUGAUCAAAAUUGGCCUGCACUUUGCUUAUUGUUGUUGUA
Molecule: messenger RNA, 3128 nt
Organism: Solanum lycopersicum (tomato)
Lineage: Eukaryota; Viridiplantae; Streptophyta; Magnoliopsida; Solanales; Solanaceae
Biological process (GO): establishment of sister chromatid cohesion; nucleobase-containing compound metabolic process
Cellular component (GO): nucleus
Molecular function (GO): hydrolase activity, acting on acid anhydrides, in phosphorus-containing anhydrides; DNA binding; DNA helicase activity
Source: RefSeq, a predicted model, not a curated record